Molecule: messenger RNA, 1323 nt
Organism: Caenorhabditis elegans
Lineage: Eukaryota; Metazoa; Nematoda; Chromadorea; Rhabditida; Rhabditidae
Gene: math-23
Product: MATH domain-containing protein
Exons: 6
Coding region: 1-1323 (440 amino acids)
Source: RefSeq, marked reviewed
AUGACUAGCAGAUCAUUCGUUCUAGCUCAUACAUUCAAGGAUGUAUCAAAACUCGAAGAAGUAGGCAGUUACUAUAGUGAUAUUGAAGUACGGCAUGAUAUUCCUUGGAAUAUCCGUAUCUUUAAGAAAGAAGGGUUUCUUGGUGUAAACCUGCACUGUGAAAAGGAGGAAUGCUUUGAAGCGAAAAAAUGGUCGUGUCAAACGAAAUUCACAAUGAAACUAGUAGCUAUCGGUGGGAAAUUCUUCCGACGGACUGUACAACAUGAAUUCCAAAAGCCGGAAGGACAUGGAAUGGAUAAAUUCAUUAGUUGGGAGAAAGUGCUGGAGGAUUAUGUGGAUAAUGAUAGUAUUAUAAUUGAAAUCCAUGCUAAUAUUGUUAGAAGUACAGGUUUCUUUGAAGUCAAAUAUCUUCCAGUUUCUGAGCACGACUCUGAUAAUUCAUUUGUGCUGAAGCAUACUUUCAAGAACAUUUCGAGAUUUGUAGAGCUUGAAAAAGAUUUUAGUGAUUUAGAAGAGCAUUUCAAUAUUCCAUGGAGAAUGCAAAUACAAAAGUCUAACGAGUUUCUGGGAAUCUAUUUGCACUGCGAAAAAGAAAUCUGUGAAGGGAGAAAUUGGGCAAUUGAAUGUGAAUUCGAAUUCAGAUUGAUUUCUGCAAGCGGAAAACUUCAUUCAACAGAGCACAAGUCUAUCUUUGGAGCUACGCCGGCUUGGGGAAGAGAUACAUUUAUUAGUUGGAAUGGUAUGGAGAAAGAUUAUAUAAACAAUGACAGUAUCGAUGUGGAAAUUUGUGUGAAAAUAAUCAAUAACACAGAUGCCCCACACAAUAUUGCAAACGCGGAAAGAACAUUUUUUCUAUCCCAUAGUGUCAAGAACAUGUCACGUAUUGAAGAAGGAGAGGAGUACUAUACGGGCAUUCAAACUCGUUUUAACAUUCCAUGGAAAUUGAAAAUUAAGAAGCAAUCAGGGUUCUUUGGACUAUUUCUUCAUUGUUUCAAACAGCUAGACGAAUUCAGAAAAUGGUCAAUUGAAACUGAAUAUCAAUUGAAAGUAGUGUCAUCCAAUGGGAGAAGUGUAUCAUUUAGUUUUUCAUAUCUGUUUGAUAAACCAUUCGGCUACGGAUGGCUUAAGCUCUUGAGAUGGGACAAUUUGGAAGAAAAAUACAUAGUGAACGACACUUUAGUUAUUGAAGCUCACGUGAAGAUUCUAAAUAUGACUGGAAUUGAGGAUGAAACCGCUAUUGUGAAAUCUUCUGGAAUAGUAAUUCCAGUGGGAAAUCAGGAAUAUUCCCUGGAGAAGUGGCUUGAAAUGGCCUUUGAUCACUGA